AGAGAGAGAGAGAGAGAGAGAGAACUUUGCUUCGUCAGAAGUCAUGAGUUUCUCUCUCAUAUUAGAGAUGACACACACUAUAUUGCCGGAAAUAAACAAGUUAAGUUUCGUUUCUCCCUCACAGCCCACACUGACGUUUCAUGAUGGCGGAGAGUGACCACAGCCAGUUUUCUCUGCUGAGUCUGGAGGAAGAGCUGACCUGUAGCAUAUGUCUGUGUCCCUUUAACUGCCCGGUGACCAUACCCUGCGGACACAACUUCUGCCAGGACUGCCUCCUCGCCACCUGGAAGGACUCGUACAGCUGUCCUCAGUGUCGGACCCACUUCCCCACCAAACCGGAGCUGAAGAAAAACACGGUCCUCAGCACUGUCGUGGAGACCUUCAACCAGCGGACGACCAAGAGCGAGGACGAACCGGGGACAGCAGAGGACAGCAAAGAGGGGAGACAGAAUGUCAUACGCUGUGAUACAUGUAUGGAAGCAGAAGCGGCGCAGACCUGCCUCACCUGCAUGGCCUCUUUCUGCGAGGAGCACCUGCGGCCUCACCGGGAAAACCCAACGUUUAGAGUCCACCAGCUGAGUGAGCCUGUUGGCGACCUGUCCGAACGCAUCUGCCCGGACCACCACAAGCUGAUGGAGCUCUUCUGCAGCCAACAUUGCCGUCCCAUCUGCAGCCUCUGCCUCCAGCAGGUCCACAAAGGCUGCUCCUUUAUGUCCCCACAGGAGCAGAGGAACCUGAAAAAGUCCGACCUCAGAGAAAAAUUGGGUUUGCUGAAUGGGAAGAUUGAGAAGACCGAGACUUUAAUGUUUCAGAUGAAUGACACGCAGAGCAAGCUGAAGGAUGCAGCCACCAAAAGAAAGGCAGUGCUGGCAGCUGUGUAUCAGCAGAUCCGGGAUAUGUUGGUCCAAGAACAACAGAAUGCUCAACAUGAGGUGGAAAGCGAGCUGGAGAUUGGCCAGGCGAAACUUCAGGAGCACAUGAAGAGGUUGACUGUGAAUGCUGAGAAGAUGACCAAAGCCAGAGAAUCCAUCAAUAAUCUGCUGAGUCAAUCCCAAACCAUGGCCUUUCUACAGGCUUCAUUUAACUUACCGAAGGCUGUAAAGUUUGACCCCCACAUGCCUCAAAUUAACCUGGACUCAAAGAAGGUGACAGCAACACAAGCCUUCUCUGCUGCUCUGAAGCAGCACCUGGCAGAGAUCCUCAAACACCCUGUUGAGGCCCGAAUACUGACACUCAAACCAGGUGAAUAUACAGGGGAAAAAGCAGAGACUGUCUCAGGACCUGCAAGUACCCCGGAUACUAAAGGUACUGGAUCUCAGCCGGAAGCUAAAGUAACCAAGCCUCAAAAGCAGAGAGCGCCCAGGUCCCGCAGUGUGGGUCGUCCACCCAUCCAGCCAUUACUAACGCCUUUUAAUGAGCCCACGAAUUCUUUCAUGGGCCCAGUGACAGGCUGGAGUCUAUCCCAGUAUAGAGGGGCCAAGCCACCAGGCCCUUAUUUGAGUGCUCCAUUUAUGGCAGGACAACAGACAAAUAACCCUGGCAUUUUAGGAGCUUAUGGAGGAAAUUCACCUUUUGGCCCUGGGACUUACAAGGAUUUAGAACAGGACAGAAGGCUGCUACAAGAUGCACGAGGAAGAAAUAAGCCUAAUAAGAAAAGACACCAGUAAACACAACAAUCACAGAAGCCACCUUUUUCCAGAGAAAUCAACUACAAAGUACACACAGCCUAAUAAAAAAAGACUAGUGAUAUAGUGGAGAUUAGUAAUCAUCACUUCUCAUGACAGGAAAAGGCCCUAUUGUGUAGCUUAAAUCAACAGCAUACACACACUUUCACAGAGCCAGCCUUUGGUGUUGUUUACUUGAUAGUCAUUUAGAUUAUUUUUAAAUGACAAAAAUGUGUAUGUGUAAAUGAAGGAGAACGGUAGCAAUUGCAUUGUAAUGAACACUACAUUUGAAAGCCAUUCAUCUCAACAUCUGGUUAAUUGUAUAUAAUAUCCCAUUAUUACAAUGCAAGUGUGAGCUUAUGGCUGCUGUGACAUCUAACGAGAGCUCAUAGCAGCAGUCAUUUUUAAUACAUGUUAAAUAAAACACAGACACACAUGUGGCUUAUAUAUGAAAAUAUUUAUGGGAAUGUGUUUAAAAUCAAAAGAUCAUUACAUUCAUUUCAGUCAAAAUCCAUUUCACCAAAUCCUACCAUUUUUGUAAACAGCUAUGAUUACAUGAUUGUUACCAAUAAAAGCUUGUUCUCUCCCAAGAA
This is a messenger RNA of Eleginops maclovinus (Patagonian blennie), 2257 nucleotides long. RefSeq names its product E3 ubiquitin/ISG15 ligase TRIM25-like. Gene Ontology annotation, molecular function: zinc ion binding. The transcript has 9 exons. The record is from RefSeq and is a predicted model, not a curated record. NCBI's taxonomy places the organism in Eukaryota, Metazoa, Chordata, Actinopteri, Perciformes, Eleginopidae. The coding region runs from base 141 to 1667 and encodes 508 amino acids.